Messenger RNA from Helianthus annuus (common sunflower), 5670 nucleotides. RefSeq lists its product as uncharacterized. The record is from RefSeq and is a predicted model, not a curated record. The transcript has 3 exons. The coding region runs from base 1 to 5670 and encodes 1889 amino acids. NCBI's taxonomy places the organism in Eukaryota, Viridiplantae, Streptophyta, Magnoliopsida, Asterales, Asteraceae.
AUGGAGGGCAAAAGUUAUGGGGUUAAACCUUUGGAUCUAGGUACUCCUGGGAAUGAUGAUAACACACCACCGGUUCAUGGGAUUGGUCUGCGAGUAACAAAUAUUGAGGGUAAUCCUAUGAUGCCGAGACGUGGUAUGUACUCUACUAAUAAUACGUCGGUGAUAGAUGGGUUGCUUGAGAUUUCGAAACCUGUGGAAUUGGAUGCUACAUGGGGAUAUGGAGGUAUUUAUACGGCUGCCAAGGUGGAUACCCAUGCAAACCCUAGUUCGAGUAACGUGGUGGAUAAUACAGCCAAAUUUUCUUAUGCGGACAAGGUUAAAACGCAGACAUCGCUGAAAAGAGAGGUUAACUUCCGAAAGUUGGAUGCUACAGAGAUGGUCCAGGAUGCUGAUGUGCUUGUUCCUCGAGAGGUAAUUAAAAAGGUCCAGGACAAAUUUCAGAACGUUUUGUAUGGCUAUUUUUUGGGUAAUCGAUUACCAUUUCCUGUUGUGGAAUAUUAUGCGAAAAAUGUGUGGGCUAAAUAUGGAUUCUCUAAACUUAUGAUGAAUAAGGAUGGUUUCUUUUUCUUUAAGUUUGAUACAAAAGAGGGCAUGUUUUUGAUUGCCAUGGAAGCGAGUCAGAUCAAACCGACGGAUAAGGAUGCAAGACAUGCAAAGCCGCCGGAUAUUUUGACAUCCACGUUAAACCCUAAUAAGGGUUUUGCUUCGAGAACUCUAAACAUUGAUGGUAAAACGUUUUGUCCACGAAGGGGGGUCUCGUCUGAUAAUCAGCAAGGGCAGAAAGUUGUGAACAUAAUAGAUGAGCUUACCAAAAUCACUGUUCCAGUUGAUGUCCAAACUGAUGGCCAGCAUGAUGCUAAUCUAGAGACUGUGAAUUUGGUAGAUGACCGUGCAAACCUGAAUCUUUCUCCUCAGGCUACAUAUGCAGAUAGGGUUAAAAAUAACGUGAAAGGGAAACGUGAGGUUAACUUCAGACUUCUGGAAUCCAUGGAGACGGUGGAAGAGGCUGAUGUGGUUAUCCCGAAAGAAGCUGUUCGGCAGGUACAAAAGAAAUUCGAGAACGUUCUUUAUGGUUAUUUUCUGGGUGAUAGGUUACCGUUUCCGGUAGUAGAUUAUUAUGUUAAGAAUGUCUGGGUGAAAUACGGGUUUGUUAAGGCAAUGAUGAACUCUGAGGGGUUUUUCUUUUUCAAGUUUGCAACCAAGGAGGGUAUGAAUCAAGUUCUAGAGGGGGGACCAUGGUUGAUACGUAAGAUGCCGUUAUUCUUAAAUGUAUGGGGUCCGACAGUCAGUCUAAAGAAAGAUGGAAUUAAGUCUGUGCCUGUGUGGGUAAAGUUUCAUAAUGUUCCUCUUGCUGUUUACUCUGAUGAUGGCCUUAGCCUUCUAGCUUCGAAAGUUGGUAUCCCCAAGAGGUUAGAUGCUUACACAGCGGAUAUGUGCAUUGAUAAUUGGGGCCGGACUAGCUAUGCUCGUGCCCUGGUAGAGAUAAAUGCAGAAAAUGAGCUUAAGAGUCAAGUAGUUGUAGCUAUUCCAAAGAUGGAUGACGAGGGUUUUGUUAAGGAAACCAUCAGGAUUGAGUAUGAGUGGAAACCACAUCGCUGUGAUAUUUGUCGGAUAUUUGGCCAUAAUAAGUCGUCUUGCCCGAGUAAUCCUAAGGAUAAAGCUAAGCAGGUUACUAUCGAUGAUGAGGGGUAUACUAUGGAUAGAAGGAGGAUAGCUAAGCAUGGUUUCCCGCAGAAAAAACAGAAGCCGAGAUUUGUUUACAAACCUAAGCCUAACUCUAAUGGGGCCAGCACUUCAGGUACAAAGGAACAACCGGAAGUAAAACAAGCGUCUUAUCAUGUGGAUACUCAGAAUAAGUUUGAAAGUCUAGCCGAUGACUCGUUGAAGUCAGGAAAUUUGAAUGAGCUGAAUUAUGGUGAUCCGAUUUAUGAGAAGCCUCAAAGUUCAGGUAGUAGUCAAGUUGACAAGAGUCCAAUGCAUCAAAACCCGUAUGAUCUUGAGGAGGAGGAAUUUCGUGAUCCUUUCCAUACAGAAGUUUCGUCAUUCAUGAGUUUGAAUAAAAAGAAAGAUAAUUCUGAGGGGGCAAGCACUCCCGGUGACAUGGAGUCUCAUGUAGAGGUCUCAAACUUGUCAAAGGUGUGUGGUAGAGUGUUUAAUAAGUGGGAUUGGACGUCUAAUGGAGGGGUUUGCAACAAAGGAACCAGAAUUAUUGUGGGAUGGAAUGAUGAACACGUUCAGCUUAUGGUGCUAGCUCAAACAGACCAGGUGAUGCAUGUUCAACUUAAGUCUAAGAUUGAUUCCAAAAUCCUGUUUGUCUCUUUUGUCUAUGCUAAGAAUACCUAUCAAGAACGACGGGUUCUCUGGCAAGAUUUAUGCAAGCAUAGGUUGGUAAUUGGGAGCCAUUCGUGGAUAGUUAUGGGGGAUUUCAACUCGGCCCUCUAUAUGGAAGACUGCCUGCAUGGUACGUCUACUCCAACAAUAGGUAUGAGGGAGUUUUUUGAAUGUGUUCAAAAGAAUGAGUUAAUGGACAUUCCAGGCCAUGGUCUUCACUUUACGUGGAACCAAAAACCUAAAGACGGUGUAGGUAUCUUAAAGAAGAUUGACCGGGUUAUGGGUAACGUUGCAUUUUUGGACGAUUUUCCGAAUGCCCAUGUGGUUUAUCAUCCGUUCCGGUUGUCGGACCAUACUCCAUGUAUUCUGAAAACGGCUAGAGAGAUCCGAAUAAAGCCAAAACCUUUUAAGUUUGCGAACUUCAUUGCUGCUAAAGAUGGUUUUAAGGAGUGUGUUAAGGCUGAAUGGAGCAAAAACAUGGUAGGUAUUCCGAUGCUUUCAGUGGUGAAGAAGCUUCGAAACCUCAAACACCCGUUACGGAGCCUUCUUCACAAGCAAGGUAACUUGCAUGUUAAGGUUAAUGAUCUUAGAGCUCGUUUGGAUGAUGUUCAUAAGCUGAUUGAUCAGAACCCGUUUGAUGCGGAUUUACGGGCCAAAGAAUCACAGAUUAUUAAAGACCUCCAGAGCGCUGCUUAUGAUGAGGAAUUGUUUGUGAAACAGAAAGCCAAACUUGACUGGCUUAGUGCGGGUGACGGUAACACGACUUAUUUUCACAAUUUCGUUAAGAGCAGAAAUGCAAGGAGCAGAAUUCAUUCUAUUAACGAUGUUGAUGGUAAUCAUUUCGAAGGCCCUGAUGUGGAAUGUGCUAUAGUAGAUCACUACAUGAAGUUUUUGGGUAUAGAAUCUGCGGUGGAGGACAUGAAUAUAGAGGAGUUGUUUCCAAAUACCGUAAAUCCGGUUGAUGCUAAUCACAUGAUUCGGCCUGUGACUCGUGAAGAAAUAAAGGCUGCAAUGUUUAGUAUUGGAGAUAAUAAAGCUCCAGGGCCUGAUGGUUUUACGUCAGUUUUUUUCAAGAAGACUUGGGAUAUAGUGGGUGAAGAGGUCUCCGAUGCGAUUAUGCAGUUUUUUGAGAAUGGUAAAUUGCUUCAACAGGUUAAUCAUACUAUAAUUGCUCUUGUCCCUAAAGUUCCUACUCCUUCGUCGGUGCUCGACUACAGGCCCAUCUCUUGCUGCAAUGUUAUUCUUAAAUGUAUAAGCAAAAUUUUGGCGGAUCGUAUAAAAGGGAGUUUGGGUGGUUUGGUGAAUAUAAAUCAAUCGGCGUUCAUUCCGGGUAGGAGGAUUUCUGAUAAUAUCUUGCUCACUCAGGAAUUAAUGCAUAAUUACCAUCUUCAUAAGGGAAAACCAAGGUGUGCCUUCAAGAUUGACAUUCAGAAAGCCUACGAUACGGUUAACUGGUCUUUUCUAAAGUCUAGUCUAAUCAAGUUUGGUUUCCCUAGUAGAAUGGUUGAUUGGAUAAUGACAUGUGUGUCCACUGUUUCGUUUUCCUUGAGUGUUAAUGGGAAUCUUUGUGGUUACUUCAAAGGUAAAAGAGGCCUUAGGCAGGGAGACCCUAUAUCCCCUUAUUUGUUCACGUUAGUUAUGGAAGUUCUUUCGUUGCUGUUACAAAAAGCUGCUGCUCAACACCCUGCGUUCAGAUAUCAUGAUAAGUGCAAGCAGCAGAAGAUUAUCAACGUGUCCUUUGCCGAUGAUCUUUUCCUGUUUAUUAACCCGGACACGGUCUCUGUUAAAGUGAUGCGUGAUACAUUGGAAUUGUUUACUAGAAUGUCGGGACUAACUCCGAAUCUAGCGAAAAGUACUACAUUCUUUUGCAAUGUCUCUCAUGUGGUCAAGCAGGAAAUUCGGUCGCUAUUGCCGUUUCAAGAGGGAGAGCUCCCUGUGAAGUAUUUGGGAGUGCCUCUUAUAUCUACUAAGCUUAUGUAUAAGGAUUGCAAGAUUCUUGUGGACCGGGUAGAUAAAAAGAUCGAUCAUUGGAUGAAUAAAACUCUUUCUUUUGCGGGUAGACUCCAACUGAUUAAAUCAGUCAUAUCGGCUAUGCAUAUUUAUUGGGCAUCUGUGUUUAUGCUUCCAGCGCGUAUUAUUGGUGAUAUUGAAAAGCGUAUGCGGAAUUUUUUAUGGAGCGGGGGGCUGAAUAAAGUUAGUCAUCCUAAAGUGGCAUGGAAGAAUGUUUGUCUUCCUAAGACGGAAGGGGGAUUGGGUAUUCGAAGGAUCCAGGAUAUGAAUAAAGCUCUUCUCGCUAAUCAUGUUUGGAGUAUUUUGCUUAAAAGGGAGUCGUUGUGGGUUAAAUGGGUCCAUUCUUACAGGAUUAAGGGCAAGAACUUUUGGGAUAUUCCGUUUCGGGGUAGCAUGACUUGGGGGUGGCGGAAAAUUCUUAACCUUCGUGCUUCUAUUCGCCAGUUUACUUGGUAUGAGAUUGGUAAUGGCCAGAGCACGAAUGCAUGGCAUGAUAACUGGUGUAAUCAUAGUCCUUUGGGAGCCUUCAUUACGCCAAGACGCAUACAUGGGGCGGGAUUUAAUAUGAGUUCUAGAGUUGCGGAUCUUGUCAGUCACCGUAGUGAGUGGACAUGGCCUAGCUCGUGGCUUCAGUUAUAUCCGGGUUUGAUGAGUCUUGUGCCGCCUAUUCUGAACCAAAAUGUUCCGGAUAAGUUGAUUUGGAAGGAUAGAGAUGCUAAGCAUAGGGAGUUCAGUACUUAUGAAGCUUGGGAUAACGUUCGUUCGCGGGGGGAAGAGGUUCUUUGGGCUGAGCUGGUGUGGUUUUCUCAGUGUAUCCCGAGGCAUUCGUUUCACAUGUGGCUUGUUAUAAAAAAUAAGCUCAAAACUCAAGAUCGGAUGGGGAUAUGGGACGCAGGUAGUGCAACUAAUUUAAACCUUAUGUGUUGUCCACUUUGCUGGAACGGUAAAGACUCUCGUGAUCACUUAUUUUUCCGAUGCUCGUUUGGGUUGCAAGUGUGGAAUAUGGUUAAAGAUUUGGCGUACAUGGAAACAGUCGAUGCCAAUUGGGAUUCUAUUAUGAAUUGGUUCUAUCAUAAUCCUUCGGGUAAGUCGGCUAAAGUUUUAGUUGGUAAAAUGGUUGUUGCGGCUUCUACUUAUUUUAUAUGGCAAGAGAGGAACAAUAGAUUAUUUUCUACAAAGCAGCGGGAUGCUACCUUGAUUGCAAAUAUUAUUCUCCAUACGGUCCGCAUGAAGUUGAUGACGUUCAAGCCAGGGAGAGGAUCCAAGAAUCCGUUAUUGCUAGAGCGGUGGAAGUUCCAAGUCAAGACUAUGAGCAUUGAUCCAGGCUAG